AUGCUCCACGUGGAUGAGCUGGAAAAACACAUUAGAGAGCUUGAAGAGCAGCGAGGUGGUAAUGGCAAUGGAGGUAUCAUUAGCAUCAACCAAGUCGAGCCACACCCGUGGCUGUGCCGAAAGGACAUCGUCGAGUGGUGUGUGCGCGCGGCAUCGUCAUGCAAGCGUACUGCCCUGUUGUGCGCGGCAGCCGCUUCGAGGAAUCCUCGGUCAAGAAUCUGGCAGACAAGUACAACAAGACCCCGGCCCAGAUACUCAUUCGCUGGAGUCUAG
Messenger RNA from Penicillium canescens, 273 nucleotides. Its product is annotated as oxidoreductase. The record is from RefSeq and is a predicted model, not a curated record. The transcript has a single exon. Lineage: Eukaryota; Fungi; Ascomycota; Eurotiomycetes; Eurotiales; Aspergillaceae. Bases 1 to 273 code for a protein of 90 amino acids.